AAAUACUUCAAUGAGUGGAUGUUAAUGAGCAAGACCAACGUGUGAGCGUGAUCACGGCGAGUUGUGUUGAACACGAUCGGAACGAGUUAUCGAACGGCGAGUGAACCGAAGCACGGAAGGGGGCGCAGGUGGCAAAACAUCGCGCAGCGUGCGGGAAAUAGUUUCGAUUGACCUCGUUUGAUGCGGCGGAAAAAGGAAUUGCCUUUUUUUCGGUUGUGAAACUGCGCAACGCCGCCGAUAGCGACGGUUCAGUGGUGGUGGUUUCGUACGUGCAAAAGUGAUCUCUACACUCAGAGUGCCCUGCGCUACGCUGGUGAACGUUCAAUUCGUAUGAUCGUUUCGGUUUUGUUGAAUGAGGGGGAGCCGGGGAGGAAACGUGAAAGCUGAUGCAUAGCGCAAGACUUGUUCCGGUGUAUUGAAAGAAAAAGUGAAGAUUUGCAUUCGACGGCAGCCGAAUCGAAAGCACCACACCCGGCCAGUGAGUGCGACUGUGCAGCGAAAAUGAACCCCACUCGCCAUCGGUUGAUACGCGAGCUGAAUCGAUUAGCGUCGACGUCAGCGGCAUCGUCCGCCCCCUCAGCACCGCAGACCGCAACCCAAAGCCCCGCUACCGUUGCCAGCAGCAAAGCCCAACAGAGCAGCAAAAUCCCCAGCUCUCACUAUGCCACCAGCACCUGUCCGCACAUGAUGGAAGUCGCAUCGGUGGCAGUGGAUACCCGGCUACACCCGACCCAGGCCUAUAUCCAACAGCAGGCUCCACCGACGAUCAAGCUGGAGAAUGCACGGCCCUACUCGGAGGUUCCCGGUCCGAAGCCAUUGCCCAUUCUUGGCAACACCUGGCGCGUUUUCCCCAUCAUCGGUCAGUACAAAAUCUCCGAUGUAGCGAUGAUAUCGUUCCUGCUGCACGAGCACUUCGGCCGGAUAGUGCGUCUGGGGGGUUUGAUCGGACGGCCCGAUCUGCUCUUCGUAUACGACGCUGAUGAAAUCGAAAAGGUCUACCGAAAUGAGGGACCCACACCGUUCCGACCGUCGAUGCCCAGUCUGGUUAAGUACAAGAGCGAGCUGCGGAAAGAUUUCUUUGGCGAUUUGCCCGGCGUGGUUGGAGUUCACGGCGAACCAUGGCGCGAGUUCCGAUCCCGUGUACAGAAACCAGUUCUCCAGCUCUCCACCGUUCGUCGCUACGUCACUCCGCUGGAACAGGUCACCGAAGAGUUCAUCGAUCGAUGCAAUCAAAUGUUGGAUCACAACAAAGAACUGCCGGAUGACUUCGACAACGAAAUCCACAAGUGGUCUCUCGAAUGCAUCGGUCUGGUGGCACUGGACACCCGGCUAGGUUGCUUGGAACCGAAUCUGUCUGAAAAUUCUGAACCCCAGCAGAUCAUCAACGCAGCCAAGUACGCUCUGCGCAACGUAGCUACGCUGGAGUUGAAAGCACCCUACUGGCGGUACUUCCCAACGCCCCUCUGGACCAAAUACGUCAAUAAUAUGGAUUAUUUUGUGAAAGUUUGCAUGAAGUACAUCAAAAAUGCCACGAAGCGUAUGAACUUGGGUGAAGGACGCGCCCUGGACGGUGAGCCUUCCCUGCUGGAGCGAGUUAUCAAGAAUCAAAACGAUGAACGGCUAGCAGUGGUCAUGGCUUUGGAUUUGAUCCUGGUCGGAAUCGAUACCAUCUCGAUGGCGGUUUGCUCAAUCCUUUAUCAACUGGCCACUCGACCUGCCGAGCAACAGAAGGUGUACGAAGAACUUAAGCGAAUCAUGCCUGAUCCGAAGACUCCUCUUACCUACCAGCUGUUGGACCAGGCUCACUACUUGAAAGCAUUUAUCAAGGAGGUUCUGAGGGUGUACAGUACAGUGAUUGGAAAUGGACGAACGCUACAGGAGGACACCGUCAUCUGCGGAUACAGGAUUCCGAAGGGGGUCCAAUGCGUCUUCCCGAACCUGGUGACCGGAACGAUGGAGGAGUACGUAACCGACGCCAAGAGCUUCAAGCCGGAACGCUGGCUGAAGCCCAGCCAGGGUGGAACCGGUGACAAUCUGCACCCGUUCUCAACGCUGCCAUACGGUUACGGAGCGCGGAUGUGCCUCGGGCGCCGCUUUGCCGAUUUGGAGAUGCAAAUUCUGCUGGCUAAGCUGCUCCGCUCGUACAAGCUCGAGUUCCACCACAAGCCGCUGAAGUACGUGGUCACGUUUAUGUACGCGCCUGAGGGAGCCCUCAAGUUCAAGAUGACGCCACGGGAGUGAACCUCAAGAGCGAAACCAUGACCACCAACCUGCUGCUCUCAGCUCCGAGCUGAAAUUCCCGACACGGUGGCGGACGAAUAAAAAAGGACAAACUUUCUUAGAAAUAAGGUUUAUAUUUUCUACGCGUAGAUACGAGUUUAACAAAUUUGCUGUGUACAUAAUCAACUAAUGUAAUUAUUGCUAUCUAUAAUCUAAUAAACAAAUUCUUAAAAAUUA
Armigeres subalbatus is the source of this 2457-nucleotide messenger RNA. RefSeq names its product probable cytochrome P450 301a1, mitochondrial (gene Cyp301a1). Gene Ontology annotation, molecular function: monooxygenase activity; oxidoreductase activity, acting on paired donors, with incorporation or reduction of molecular oxygen; heme binding. The record is from RefSeq and is a predicted model, not a curated record. Bases 502 to 2241 code for a protein of 579 amino acids. The transcript has 7 exons. NCBI's taxonomy places the organism in Eukaryota, Metazoa, Arthropoda, Insecta, Diptera, Culicidae.